Owenia fusiformis is the source of this 1018-nucleotide messenger RNA. Lineage: Eukaryota; Metazoa; Annelida; Polychaeta; Sabellida; Oweniidae. The record is from the annotation of a GenBank genome assembly.
AAUACUUCUACAAUGGCUCCAUCUAUUGUUUCAACCAAGGACCUUUAGGUUGGACAGACGCAGAAAACAAAUGCAUUGAGGAUGGGUCAACACUGGUUGCCAUAGAAACUGAAGACGAGCAAACAGCCUUGGUCAACUACUUGCUGAAUAAUGGCGAGCUUCGUGAUAAACCUUUUCACAUUGGCCUGACUGAUAGAGCUGAGGAAAACCAAUUCAUCUGGCUCGGAUCGUUGGUACAGGUUACCUACUCUUACUGGAAGGCAGGGGUUUGCCAUGGCAACGAAUGUCCCAAAUCGAUUGGUUAUGUCCCACCAUUGAAAGGUAACCAAGGGAAUUGGAUCAACGUACUCACUGAUUUGAAAAUUCCCUGUCCCGGGUACAUCAUUGGUUGGGAAUACCAACGGGUUACCAAUAGCGAGCCAUUCUGGAUAGCUGUGUUAACACCAUUGGGUAGCAUGCUAUACACUGUGCGACAUAUAGUAAAGGUUCCAGUUACACAUCUAGGACUAAAUCGACUUAGAAGUCCAAAUCUGAAGGUGGAGCAUGGUGAUGUUUUAUCUGUGAUAUUCGCACAUCAAACCAUUGUAGGGGGGAUAGCGAACGAGAUUAGUAACGCCCAAUCCCCUGUGUUGAAGCCAGAACAAUACUAUAAAGUUUUACAGAAUGGGCGAUAUUUCGUUGACGACACCACCGUUGGAGACGUUCUCAAUAUGAAUCCCAGUGAUCUCUAUAUAAGAGGCUAUGCAUUGAGACCGCUGCUUUCCUACGAUAAUCCAUCAGAAAUUAUAUCUACUGCAACAAAGGUGGCGACACACUCGACCAUCGUUGAUCAUGUAAUCAAUGAAUUGACGUGCAGAAGUAAAAUAGAGUGCGCUAUGAUUUGCCUUAAAGAUAUCCGUUGUCUUACCUAUAGUUACACUAAGUUGACGAGGAAGUGUGUGUUGCAUGAUGUCGACGACAAUGACAACUCUUUGAUUAAAUCAAAGCCUGGAGCAGAUUUAUAUUCCAUUAUACUAUG